Molecule: messenger RNA, 1263 nt
Organism: Bolinopsis microptera
Lineage: Eukaryota; Metazoa; Ctenophora; Tentaculata; Lobata; Bolinopsidae
Product: multiple inositol polyphosphate phosphatase 1-like
Exons: 2
Coding region: 1-1263 (420 amino acids)
Molecular function (GO): acid phosphatase activity; inositol phosphate phosphatase activity
Source: RefSeq, a predicted model, not a curated record
AUGGAGUGGUACCAAGAGUGGGAGGGUGGGGUUUAUUAUACGGACUAUGAACUGGUAGUGGAGGGAAUGUUAGAACACUUCUCUAUUGCAACUAGGUACAAAGGGAAGUUUCCCACUUUAUUCCCAAAUUACUCAGUGUACAAUUACUCACUGCAAGCAACAACUAAAACCAGGACUAUUCAGAGUGCACUUUCGUUCAUGGAUGGGUUGCUGCAUGGUACUGGACCUCUUGAAUCAAGUCCUGAUAGACUUGACAUUGUCAUGAAGGGUUACAUGCCCCCUGGUAUGGUUAUCGAAAAGAAUGAUGAGGACAGAUUGUUGCGGUUCAUGGAUUGUUGUCCAAAAUAUGAAAAAUAUAUAAAAACACUGAAGUGGAAGGAUGAAUCAAAUCUUUUUGAUGAACUUCCUCUUUAUCAAUCUGUUGUGCAAUCAGUGUCGUCAGCAUUAAAGUAUGACGCAACUUUAAAUGACUCAAAAGCCCUGUAUUAUUUGUGUGCCGCAGAAAACAUGUCACCAACGCAGGCUGGACAUUCUCAGUUUUGCAGCGUGUUUGAUGAAGAAUCACUAGAUGUGCUUGACUAUAGUAAGGAUCUUGAAAAGUACCAUAAAUACAGCUACCCAUAUCCUACAACCUAUAAAAUGUCCUGUUUGCUUUUGAGUGACAUCAUCAAAGAAAUGGAAGGCAAUAAGAACACUCCAGUGCUUAAGUUUGCUCACGAAGAAACUGUUAUGCCACUGCUGUCGUUGUUAGGCUUGUUUGAUGAUGGUGAGAUUAUGACUCAUAAGAUGGUUGACUGGAAGAAUCGCAAGAUGAAGGUUUCAAGAGUCACACCUUUUGCUGGAAAUGUGGCUUUCGUGAGGCAAUCGUGCCCUGGAGAUGAUGAACCUCGAAUACAGGUAAUAGUUAACGAAAAGGAAGUAAAAGUCCCCCUUUGUAGCAGAGCCGGAUGCACUGUUGCUGACCUAAAAGAAAUCAUCAGCACCCGAGCAGAUGGUUGUAAUUACAACCUGAUAUGUAACAUAUCCCCAGACAAAUGGGACGACAAACACAGCACCCAACAGAUCAUAAUAGCGGUACUUCUCACUCUCUCACUCUGUCAAGCUACCUACAUCUUCUUUCACUGCAUUAAGAGGUGCCCACUGAACAGCAGGGAGGAUCAGACAGACUGCUCGGAUCAACAACCCUUGAUUGAGGAGGAAAGUGAUCAGGGGUAUGCUGACGAACCGGACAGUAAUUUAGUAACUACAGUCUUGGAUGACUAG